Notothenia coriiceps (black rockcod) is the source of this 821-nucleotide messenger RNA. RefSeq names its product cohesin subunit SA-1-like. Gene Ontology annotation, cellular component: chromatin; cohesin complex; nucleus. Gene Ontology annotation, molecular function: chromatin binding. Lineage: Eukaryota; Metazoa; Chordata; Actinopteri; Perciformes; Nototheniidae. The annotation marks the transcript as partial. The transcript has 7 exons. The record is from RefSeq and is a predicted model, not a curated record. Gene Ontology annotation, biological process: sister chromatid cohesion.
UCACGCUAAAUCCUCAAAGAUUGGAACAAACUGAUCAAUUAUUUAAAAAAUCAUUACUUAAAACGCCGUAACUAUAACUGUCACUGCAAAGAUCAACCUACCUGUAGAUCUAUACCAAUCACUGAAAAUGGCAGCUGGAGACUCCUCAUUUGAAAGUCUUGACGAGAUAGACAACUUCUCAGAUUCUGGCAGUGACUACGAGGCGACAUUAAAAUCCACAAAGCGGAAAAAACAGGCAGUGACUGGUCCAAAGCCACCCAAGAGACCCAGGCAUAGAGCUGCAUUGAGGGGGUCCAGCCUCAGUAGCACUAGCAGCUCCAUCCCCACCCCUCCAACCCCCCCCCUGCUGCAGCAGUCCCGAGGGAGAUCCAAGCAGGGGAACCAGGGAAUUAGUGCAAAGGAUAUCUAUGAUGCUGUCCGCUCUGGAAAGAGUGCCAUGGUGACGGUGGUGGACGAGUGGCUGGACAGCUACAAGCAGAGCCGAGAGGCUGGGCUGCUGGUGCUCAUCAACUUCAUUGUUCAGUCCUGCGGAUGCAAAGGUGUGGUGAGCAGAGAGAUGUUUGACAGCAUGCAGAACGCUGAGAUCAUCGGCAUGCUAACCAAAGAGUUUAAUGAGGACUCAGUGAACUACCCUCUGUGUACUCCAGGCCCUGAGAUGAGGCGUUUCAAAGCCAGCCUGUGCGAGUUCACUCGGGUUCUGGUGCGCUCCUGUAGGAACAGCCUUAUUUUUGACGAGUACCUGUUCCCCUCCCUGCUGGCUCUGCUCACCGGCCUGUCCGACUCGCAGGUCAGAGCCUUUAGACACACCAGCACCCUGCUCG